Molecule: messenger RNA, 578 nt
Organism: Lotus japonicus
Lineage: Eukaryota; Viridiplantae; Streptophyta; Magnoliopsida; Fabales; Fabaceae
Product: heat shock 70 kDa protein 15-like
Exons: 1
Coding region: 1-375 (124 amino acids)
Biological process (GO): protein folding
Cellular component (GO): cytosol; nucleus
Source: RefSeq, a predicted model, not a curated record
AUGUUUGUUAGAAAAAAUAUACAGAAGGUCUUAAAUGAGUGUGUUGAAGCUGAGAACUGGCUUAGGGAGAAGAAGAAGCAGCAGGACUCACUUCCAAAAUAUGCCAAUCCUGUACUCUUGUCCGCUGAAAUAAGAAAGAAAGCUGAGGCUGUUGAUAGGUUCUGCAAGCCGAUUAUGACAAAACCAAGGCCAGCCAAGCCAGCUACGCCGCAGACACCACCAACCCCACCUUCUCAGGGUGGUGAGCAGCAGCAACCUCAGGGGGAUGCUAAUGCCAACACUCAUGAGAAUGGAGGGAAUAACGGUAAUCAGGCCCCACCAGCUUCUUCUGAACCAAUGGAGACUGAUAAGCCAGAGAACUCAGGCUCUACCUAAUCUUUUUAUGUUGGUUUGUUCUCAUCUCAAGUUCAUGCUAGACUGGUGGGUAGUGUAUAUGUACUACCUUGUGUAUGAUAAUCAUAUCAGUUCAGUUUGGCCUGGAAAAGUGGUUUUGGUUUUGGGCAGGAUCACAGUGAGUGGCUGUCUGGUGUAGAACCCUUUGUUUGUUGGCUGGUUAGUUACUUGAGUUUCAAUCAACA